AUGGCACCGAGAUCAAAUGGUACGCUGCAGAUGAAUUUACAGAUCCAAGAACGGGGCGCUGGGCUGGUUUCUCCCACGAACUUCCUUGUCCCGCGGCAACUUUUCUGCACCGUGAUGAGGGGUUCUUGCAUGCUGAUCAUGGAGGCUGGCAACUCUAUGGCUCUCUGGCUAGCUGAACAAGAACAAAAGGCCGUGACUUUACCCAGUAUGGGCACCUCCAGCUACACCCAAUGCGACGCAGAAGGUCUCCCAUUGGAGGAUUGA
This is a messenger RNA of Penicillium chermesinum, 264 nucleotides long. RefSeq lists its product as uncharacterized. NCBI's taxonomy places the organism in Eukaryota, Fungi, Ascomycota, Eurotiomycetes, Eurotiales, Aspergillaceae. The transcript has a single exon. The coding region runs from base 1 to 264 and encodes 87 amino acids. The record is from RefSeq and is a predicted model, not a curated record.